UGACCACUCGAGUUUCAUUUGUUAAAGCAGACUACGUGGGGAAAGUAGACAAACAGCUCUAAAACAGCUCAGAAAAUACCUUGGUUUAACCUCGGGACAUGACCCAAUCUCUGCUGGAUACUUCUCAGGUAAAAUGGUGUUGUCAUUGGCACCUGCGGUUGUAGCUCUCUACUUCCUGACUACACAUGUGAUAACAGAAAGCACCAGAUGUGUUCCCAAGGACUUCGGCCAUGACUCCAUCGUGUGUGUCUGCAAUGCGACUUACUGUGAUGAUAUGAAGUUAAUCGCCCUACCUCCCGUGGGAAAGUACUCGUCCUACCUGAGUAACAUGGCGGGCAGCAGAUUUGAGCCGGGACAAGGAGUGUUUCAGAAGAACAGCACAGGAUCAGGUGUCAGGAUAAACAUCAGCCGCAGUCAGAAGUAUCAGAAGAUCAGGGGUUUUGGGGGAGCUAUGACAGAUGCUGCAGCGAUCAACAUCAUGUCACUCUCCUCUGGUGCUCAAGAUAAACUCUUAAGACAGUAUUUCUCCUCUGAAGGUAUCGGCUACAGUGUGGUGCGUGUUCCCAUGGCGAGCUGUGACUUCUCCACUCGUUUGUACACUUACGCUGAUACGCCCGAGGAUUAUAACCUCAACCACUUCACCUUGGCUCCAGAGGACACUCAACAUAAGAUUCCUCUUUUACUGAGAGCCCAGAGCAUGUCCCCAGAGCCUCUCUCUCUGCUGGCCAGUGCAUGGAGCGCCCCCGCCUGGAUGAAGACCAAUGGUGCACUUAUUGGAAAAGGCUCUUUGAAGGGAUCACCUGGAGGCAAAGAGCAUAAAACCUGGGCACAGUAUUAUAUCCGGUUUUUUGAGGAAUAUGCAAAAUAUAACUUGACCUUCUGGGCACUGACGACGGGAAACGAGCCGAGCGCAGGGAAAAUGACAAACUACAGUUUCCAGGCUCUGGGGUUCACGCCCGAGGAGCAGAGGGACUGGGUGGCUCUAGACCUGGGCCCUGCGCUUCACUCCUCUCAGUUUAAAAACACUCACGUCCUGAUCCUGGAUGAUAAUCGACUGUUGUUGUCACACUGGGCCAAAGUGGUGUUGAGUGAUGUGCAUGCUGGCAGGUACAUUCAUGGUGUUGCAGUUCACUGGUAUUUCGACCGCCUUGUUCCACCUGGGCCAAGCCUGGGGACCACCCACCACCUCUACCCCGAGUAUUACCUGUUUGGGACAGAGGCCUGUGAGGGCUUUACUCCAAUAGACCGAGGGGUGAAACUGGGGAGCUGGUACAGAGCUGAACAAUACGCACAUGACAUUCUAGAGGACUUAAAUCAUUACGUGGUGGGUUGGACCGACUGGAACCUGGCUUUAGACCAGACUGGAGGACCAAACUGGGUUAAAAACUUUGUGGACAGCCCUAUUAUAGUGGAUGCACAGAAUGAUAUCUUCUACAAGCAACCGAUGUUUUACGCCAUGGCUCACUUCAGCGCGUUUCUGUGGAGAGGGUCUCAGAGAGUGGGAGUAUCUGCCAGUGUCAAAACAGAGCUUGAAUACACAGCCUUUAUCAGACCAGACGGAGCAGUGGUGCUAGUUAUAUUAAACAGGUCGUCAUCUGAGAUAAACUUUGAGGUGUGGGAUCCUGAGGUUGGUUACUUUACCUCCACUGCUCCAGCUCGCUCCUUACUCACUUUUGCCUGGAACACACUCUGACACUUAUUUUUGAAGCCUUAAUUAGAGGUUAGAGAUAUGCCAAAAUAUCCUAUCAGCAUUUCAGAUUUGAUCACAAUAAAUAUAUGCACUUUACUUUCUAGUUUUAAAAUAUCUAAGCUAAAUCCUCUGAGUGUUUUCCAGUGGUUGCUUAAAUCCAAAGAGACAAAAAAGCUGCAUUAAAGAGAAGACCACUGACCUAACCUCCUAAUUGGACGACUCAUUGGCACACAGUCCCAUCACAACUCAUCUUGUUAUGUCACUCACCUCUCACCUUAAUGACUGCACUUCUUAACUAUUCUAUGCACUGAUAUUUCAGGAACAACUGGAAAAUCAAAUGUAGAGAUAAAUGACAUUACCUAAACUGUGAGAUGUAUGGUCCAUGCUUUUCAUGUUUACAUUUGUAAUAAACUCAUGAUUUUAUGGCCUUUUAUGGCUGUUUUU
This is a messenger RNA of Periophthalmus magnuspinnatus, 2134 nucleotides long. It is a transcript of the gene gba1, whose product is annotated as glucosidase, beta, acid. Gene Ontology annotation, biological process: glucosylceramide catabolic process. The transcript is spliced from 12 exons. Gene Ontology annotation, molecular function: glucosylceramidase activity. NCBI's taxonomy places the organism in Eukaryota, Metazoa, Chordata, Actinopteri, Gobiiformes, Gobiidae. The coding region runs from base 134 to 1693 and encodes 519 amino acids. The record is from RefSeq and is a predicted model, not a curated record.